This is a messenger RNA of Alternaria rosae, 912 nucleotides long. RefSeq names its product putative metallo-beta-lactamase domain protein. Bases 1 to 912 code for a protein of 303 amino acids. Lineage: Eukaryota; Fungi; Ascomycota; Dothideomycetes; Pleosporales; Pleosporaceae. The record is from RefSeq and is a predicted model, not a curated record. Gene Ontology annotation, molecular function: sulfur dioxygenase activity. Gene Ontology annotation, biological process: glutathione metabolic process; hydrogen sulfide metabolic process. The transcript is spliced from 2 exons.
AUGUCCCCGCUCGCAAUACACAGCUUGUUUGAGGAGAAGACAGGAACAUGGCAAUAUGUUGUAGCAGACCCUUCGUCCAAGAAGGCCGUCAUCAUCGAUCCGGUGCUCGACUAUGACGCGCAUACCCAGACCAUCAGUACCCAGACAGCUGAUGAUCUAUUGGCUACGGCCUUGGGAGGCGGGUACUACAUCGAGAAGAUACUGGAAACGCAUGCACAUGCCGACCACUUGACAGCAGCUUCUUAUCUCCAGCAGCGUCUUUCAUCACGGCAAAGUUUUAAACCACCCAUCUGCAUUGGAAAACGAAUUCGGGAGGUUCAGGAACGAUUUGCUGUGAAGUAUGGUGUUCCAGCUGCUGAGUACGAAAACGCGUUCGAUCAUCUUUUCGAAGAUGAUGAGAUGUUCGAGGUUGGGAGUUUGAGGGUGAAGGUCCUUCAUCUUCCAGGUCAUACACCAGAUCAUAUCGGUUACCAGGUCGGCAGCAAUGUGUUCUGCGGCGAUUCAAUUUUCCAUGCUGACAUCGGCACUGCACGAUGUGAUUUUCCGGGUGGGAGUGCAAAGAGUCUGUAUGCUUCAGCACAAAAGCUUUUGAAAUUACCGGACGAAACCAAGAUUUGGACAGGGCAUGACUAUCCAGCGUGUCCGCAACGAUGCGAGGCCGUGCCUUGGAUGACUGUACGGGAUCACAAGGAGAAGAACAGACAUCUCGCGAACCAUGCGGAGGACGAAUUCCGAAUCCUGCGAGAAGAACGCGAUGCGAGUCUGAACGCGCCGAAGCUGCUGCACCCGUCUUUGCAGAUCAACAUACGCGCUGGUAGACUUCCUCUGCCGACACCAAGUGGCGAGCUUUUGAUGCAUCUUCCGAUUAAGAUGAAGGAAGGGUCAUGGGAGACUGGGACUGAGCGGCGAUGA